Messenger RNA from Durusdinium trenchii, 1046 nucleotides. The record is from the annotation of a GenBank genome assembly. Lineage: Eukaryota; Dinophyceae; Suessiales; Symbiodiniaceae.
GGGUAAUGAUGGGUAUGCGGUGUUCGCAUGAUCUACGGUGUCAGUUUCCGUUUUAGCUCUGGCUCGGACCUCGCGCCGGCGCGCGGACCGUCCCAUGGCAUGCGCCGGCGAGCCAUCGAGUAGUCGAGUGACGGAGCUAUGUGGGCUGGGCAAUGUGACCUUCGCUCAGCCACUGGAGCUGGAAGAGACUGAGCCGAUGCCCAUUUUCCCAGAGAGCAAUGGCCAGUCAGAAAACCUACCGGUCGGACCCGAGGGGAGAGAAGUGCCAGCGGAUCGGGAUCCUCUCGAGGAUGACUUGCCUUCUCGCAAGUCCUUCGACUCCUGGACCAACUAUGACCGAAAGGAGAAGCUGGCCCAGCCCAAUCGCUGGUUCAAUGAGGAGUUUGCCUGCUAUCGGAAUGCGUUCCUGACAGAUGUUCAGAAGAACCCUGAUGGCUUCCAGGAGCUGGUCUGCCAGAAGCGGCAGCGCUGGGCGCAGGGCUUCCCGUCUUGGCUUCCUCGCUGGGCGCAGCGCGUGGCCAACGGCGUCUCCCCCUGUUCUGAGCGAUCUGAGAAGUUUAGUUUCAGCUCGAGGUUUAGUUUUGGCUCUUGGGGAAGUCAGCUCCUUGCGCCUUCAGCAGCUCGAACAGGGGUCUGAGGAGUGCGUUUUGGUUGUUGUGUCGAUGAGCGGCAGCCUUCACAUGCGUCGUGCAUUGAUGGUGCUACCCUGCACCCCGUUGCCGCGGAGAGGUCAGAGGUGGCUCGCUUUUGCGAGGGACUGCCCAGUGAGAUACGGCCGGGGGACUUUGGACGUGCCAAGGGUCGCCCUACAAACCAGGUACACUUCCUGGAACAAUCAUGGUGGUUACGUGGAUGGCAUGGCCCGUUAGAUAAACAUGAUGUUUUUUCACACCAAACAGGUGGUGCCAUCCAUUUUCAUGUUAGCGACCCGGAGCGUAAGUCAGAAACGGGUUCGCUGUUUGCUUGUGCAGCGAUUUCUUUCUUUCACGCCGGAGGCCGCCGCCCCGCUCCCAUCCUCAUCCAACGGGUUCGAAGCCGCUUUGAUC